Symbiodinium pilosum is the source of this 190-nucleotide messenger RNA. The record is from the annotation of a GenBank genome assembly. Lineage: Eukaryota; Dinophyceae; Suessiales; Symbiodiniaceae.
GUGGUCACCUUGACAGAUGUGGCGGGCUUGCUCAUGGCGUUUGAGCCAGAAUGCAGCGCGUCAGUUCUGAGCCAUGCUUUCCAAAUGCUGGGCCUUCACAAAGGUGGAUUGAGCGAGGCACAGUUCUGCCUGGUGUGGGAGCAUGAGCCUGCUGAGACAAAUCAGCAACAACUCUUGCGCUGGCUUCCAG